Ceratina calcarata is the source of this 6113-nucleotide messenger RNA. RefSeq names its product coronin (gene pod1). Lineage: Eukaryota; Metazoa; Arthropoda; Insecta; Hymenoptera; Apidae. Bases 169 to 3816 code for a protein of 1215 amino acids. Gene Ontology annotation, molecular function: protein binding. The record is from RefSeq and is a predicted model, not a curated record. The transcript has 18 exons.
CCUACCUGCCAUCGUCGUUGUGUUUAUAGUCACGGGUCGGUCCCUGCUGAAUUUUAAUUCUCUGCUAAAUAUCCUGUGGAAAGCGUGCAAAGCCACGCCGAGCAGCGGCUUAUUACAUGAUUUAAGCAGAGACGCUGAUCGAAAAGUUACCCCGUAGGAAACGUCAAAAUGGCUUGGCGUUUUAAAGCAUCCAAGUAUAAAAAUGCGGCCCCGAUCGUUCCCAAGCCGGAGGCCUGCAUCAGGGAUAUCUCAGUUGGUUCCUAUCAAACUUAUGGCAAUAACAUUACGGCAUCAGCUGCUUUCAUGGCAUUUAACGUAGACCACAAUGGAUCUAAUCUUGCUGUACUACCGUUGGAGGACUACGGCAGGAAGAGCAAAACUAUGCCUUUACUCCAUGCUCAUGCGGACACAGUGACAGACAUGGAUUUCUCUCCCUUUCACGAUGGUUUAUUGGCCACCGGUUCACAAGAUUGUCUUGUGAAGCUAUGGCACAUCCCGGAAGCUGGCUUGGAGGAACCUCUAGUCAAUCCUGAAUGCACGUUCUCUCAUCGUCAAAGAAGAGUGGAAGUGGUAUGCUGGCAUCCUUCAGCUGAACAUCUUCUCACAACAGUGUCGUACAUGAACCUCUCAUUGUGGGAUGUGCUUUCGCAACAGGAAUUGUUUUCUAAUAAUGAACACGGGGAUGUUAUUCAAUCAUUAAGCUGGAAACAGGACGGUGUGCUCUUGGCUACAUCUUGCAAGGACAAACAAGUGAGGAUCAUAGAUCCCCGUGCUUCCACUUGCAUUGUCAAUUCCUGUUCCAGUCACCAGAGCAUCAAGGAUUCUAGGAUCGUUUGGUUGAACAGUGAUAGAAUACUCACCACGGGAUUCGACGCUGCGAGACUGAGACAAGUUUAUAUCAGAGAUCUGAGGCAUCUGAACGAACCAGUGAAGACUUUAGAACUGGACUGUAGCACAGGGAUUCUGAUGCCUCUCUUUGAUCCUGACACAAACAUGCUUUUCCUAGCUGGAAAAGGGGACACUACCAUUAUGUACAUGGAAGUAAUGGACAAAGAUCCGUUCUUAGUCGAAGGAAUUCGCCACAGCGGUGAACAAACAAAAGGUGUUUGCUUGGUACCGAAGCGAGCACUGAACGUGAUGCAGGCCGAGGUAAAUAGAUUACUGCAGCUCACCUCGAACAUGGUGAUACCGAUUAUGUAUCAAGUUCCGCGAAAAACAUACAGGGAUUUCCAUGCGGACAUAUAUCCUGAUACAGUAGGUUGUAUCGCGCAGAAUAACGCAGCAGCCUGGGUCAAAGGGCAUAAUGCACCUGUUCCGAAGAUAUCGUUAGACCCCGCGAAGAGAAAUAAGGGAGAGGAACCCAUUACCGUACACAAAGGAAACUUAGUCACGCUGAAAGAGAAUGAACGAGAGAUAAAAGUGGAGCAGAAACAGUCAAAGCCUAUACCCAUCGUCUCGCAGAAGGCUCACGUUAAAACUGCACAAGAGAUGAUCGAGAAAGAACCGAUUCUGGCCGAGAAUGAUAUCGAGAAGAUAGAAGAACCGAAGAAGAUCGAGAUCGAGGACGAGAAGAACAAGCAAAACGGCGGACAAACGAUUCCGCCGAAACCAUUGCCAAGGUCGUCAAGAACUAAUAGCAUUUCUGAGGAUGAACCGAAGCCAGUCGCACGCCCCCGCACAUCGCCGAGCGUGGGCUCAGUGGUUACAUCCGUGAACCCUAAUGCGAUUGGGGGAUACAAGCCGCGACUUGGACCGAAACCAUUUCAAGCAAAGUCUGGUAGCCAGGAAUUUUCUUUCGACAAAAUCUUCUCGGUUCCUGUUGCGCCAAACAGCGAUACGAAUGGCUAUCAGAACGAUGUGAACAAUCAAGUUGAUAAUAACACGGAACCAGAAAAAUCGUCGUCGUUUAAUAACGAACGCGUGAAGGAAACGGAGAAUGGGAAGAGCGACUCUAGUUCCCUCGAAGAGGACGCGUAUUCGAGCGACUCCGGUUACAAGCCGAAAACACCGAGCACGGCAGAGAGGCGUAAAGUCUUCGAGAUAAAAGUGAAAGAUGAAUCGCCCGAAAGCGAAGAUCUUGGAAAUUUCGAACGGGGUGGCGCAAACAGAAAUUCGAUCGCUGAAAGGAGGAGGCUGUACGAGAGUCGUUCAGUGUCCGUCACCGAUGGGAACUUGGCCGAGAAAGCAAUGGGGUCGCCGACGAUGCUGAGACGCAGAGAUUCUUUCAAAACCAAAAGCGAAGUGAUCAAGGAGGACGAAGUCAAGAAAGUCAUCUCAAUGUUACGUCAGCAGAGCGUGGAUCCACGAUUAGAGAAGGUGGACAAUACUGUGACGCCAGCGCCCAAGAGAACAUCGACUGUGUUUGGUAGAGUAUCAAAAUUCCGGCACUUAAAGGGUACUCCUGGUCAUAAAUCUACGCACAUUGAAAAUAUAAAAAAUAUCAGUCAACAGAUAUCCGGAGAAUGCGACGGUUUCCACGCUAAUCCCGAUCGAGUCGCGGUACCGCUGAGUGGACCAGGUGGCAAGAUAGCGGUUCUCGAAUUGAAGAAAACGGGAAGAUUACCGGACGGUGUUAUGCCAGCGUUGGUACACGGUGCCAGUGUAAUGGAUUUCCAUUGGGAUCCGUUCGAUAAUCAGCGAUUAGCUGUCGCGUGCGAUGAUGGAAUGAUCCGGCUAUGGGAGAUACCAGAAUCCGGACUAACAGAACCGACGAACGAACCAAAGCAUAUUAUAAAAGCUCACACCGACAAGAUAUACUUAAUCAAAUUUCAUCCACUCGCGUCGGACGUUCUUGCUUCGGCCUCUUACGACAUGACCAUCAAAAUUUGGGAUCUAACUCUUCUCUCAUCUUGCGAGACGGCAGUCGCGAAGAUAACACUGAUGGGCCACACCGAUCAGAUCUUCAGCUUGGCGUGGUCACCGUGCGGUCAAUAUCUUGCUAGCGCGUGCAAAGAUGGAAAAUUGCGGAUCUACAAACCAAGAUCCAGCGACGUACCAGUGAAAACUGGUAAAGGACCAGUUGGUACCAGGGGCGCGCGGGUUGUGUGGGCAUUAAAAGGACAAUUUCUCGUUGUGAUGGGCUUCGACAAGGUUUCGGAGAGACAAAUAUACGUGUUCAAGGCAGACAAUCUUAACACUCCGCUGACUACCGUCGGAUUAGACGUAUCGCCCGCAAUUUUAAUGCCAUACUACGACGAGGACAGUUCGACCCUUUUUUUAACCGGACGCGGUGAUUCGACGAUAUAUGCUUUUGAAGUGACGGAAGAACCGCCGUACUGUUGUCCACUUAGUCAUCAUCGAUGUAGCAGUUUGCAUCAGGGUUUGUCGUUUCUUCCUAAAAAUAAGUGCGACGUUGCUAGCGUGGAGUUCGCGUCGGCUUUAAGAUUAACGAACAAUACAAUAGAACCGUUGAGUUUCACUGUCCCGCGUAUAAAGAGCGAACUAUUCCAAGACGACUUGUUUCCACCGACAAAAGUUACAUGGAAGCCAACUAUGACUGCUACAGAAUGGCUUAACGGAGCUAACAAGCAGGCAUACAGAAUAAGUCUAAAACCACCUGGCAUGGACAAUUUAACUGAGAAUCAAGGCCAAGCAGUGGUCGCUCCACCGGUCGCAGUGAAGAAAGAAUCGACUACUGAGAAAUCGUUGUUCUCUAUGUCUGCUCAACCUUUCAGCAGACUCGGAUGGAAUCCUGACGUGAAAGCUAAACAGGAAGAGAUGCAGAAAACUAUGAGCAACUUUGUGGGAGAUAUAAUUGAGGGCACCUUAGAACAGGAUCAAAUGGAAGGUGUAGACGAGCACGAAUGGGAUGAGUGAAGAUCGUGCGGCGUCGGUAGGUCAUGAAAAUACAGCGGUAAGAUAAAAUAAUUUUAAACGUAGCUGUUUGAAACAUAAUUUAUUUGUAAGUUGAAGGCUACGGCAUAAGCGGAAGUAUUUCGGUAUUAACGUCGUCCGCGGUAAGAGAUAUUUAUAAUUGGAAUGAUACUUCUAAAAGAAUUCCCAUUCAGAGCGGCUAACGAUACGUGUGCGAUUUGUUUAAUGGUGGUAAUUUUUUCACUUAGAUAUAAUUACCUAGUUUGUUAACUUAAGAAAUUUAAAAAAAAGAGAUGCAGUUCUUACGCAAACUAAUUUCCGCUCGAUUCUAUUAUUUGUUUCAUUGGCAUAGAUAAUUAUGUAGGAUAAUUAUCGUAAAAAGACGAAAAUAGUUUCGAGCUUUAUUAUCAUUCUAAAGGAAUUGUGGAACUUUGAGAUUAUCGGUCCCCAAGUUAGCGUUGAGUAAAAAUGAGUCUACUCUAUAAUUCCGUACUCUUACUUUUAAGAUUUGAAAAUGCUUUAAGAUAUGCCAUUUAUUAAUCGCAUAUAAGAAUCUAUACAAGAAAUUUCUGCGAGAAAUAAUAUGAUUUAUAAGACACGUAUAUAUCUAUUAGUGCCACGUAUCUUUAUUUAACAUUAUCAAUGAUAUCUUAGUCUAUACAUUAUCGUAAUGUAAACAUCAUACGUGUGGUAACGAAUGAUAUUUUUUUCAUGAAUCAAGAAUAGACGUUUUUUUUUACGAUACAUAGUAAAAACAUACAAGACGCACAUGCUACGUAAGGCAAACGUGAAGUUACACGUACUAAUUAAGAAGAGAACGAUUACGUUAUACGGCGAAGUUAUGCACACGGUAACUGUACGUUUUCCACGAUUUGGCUGGUAAAAUUCGGCGACGUAUGCAUGAAACAUAGCGGGUCAUCCUCAAAUUAACAUUUUUAUACUCUUUCAUAUGCGCCAAGUGUCUGUAAAAACAAAAGGCUUCGAGGAUUCACCGAGUGUACGAUAACGUGGAACCAUUUUUUCGAUUCAACCUUCAUCUACGAUUAGAACGCUGAAACGUGAAUUCCAUGUUUCUUGGGAACGAGAAAAAAGUUUUUAGAUUGCACCUAGUAUAAAGAUACGCAUAUUUUGUCUAUAUGAUAUACACUGAGGAAUCUUAAUGGUCUAAUAGAAAUUUAAGGGCGAUAGAAUGAUUUACCUCGUUUACAAUUUUGUACAAACUCCAUUUAGAUAGAUCAGUUUCUAAUACGACGAAUGUGUCUAAUUAUCCGUAACGAUAGUUUCUCGUAAUUAAUAAGGAUACAAAUGGUGUUCCUACUCUUAUCUGCGAUUGAAUGCACUUUUGUAUGAAGAAAGAAAUCCCUCCAUCUCUUAUAGUAUAUCGAGUCUUGAUAAAUCUGACAGGUGGACAUGGAAUUUACGUUUCCGCGUGUAAAUUACGCACAUUUUGUACUUUUAUAUUCGAGAAUCGGUAACUUAUUAAUCGUGUGUAAAGAGAACGAGAAAUUCAACCGAUGGUGCUAUGCCCUUUCGCUGAAAUCUUAGCUCAUAGCCGGAUGCACGAUGAACCAUACGAUCAUUGCUCGGUUUGCUCAACGAUCCAACAUUCCAUUUUGUAUUUUUUCAUAGAAAAGGGCACAGAAUCAUGAAACCGUAAAAAAUUAAGCAGGUGCCAAAGACUUCGAAAGGUCAGACGAAAAACUUAAUAAUUAAGUUCCCCGCUCUGCUGCAUUGAACGUCUUAAAGCAUUUAGAGAGAUUGCGAAUAGUUUUCUUACCAUUUCUCACACGCCCCAUCUUUAUACCUUUUAUACCCGUCGAAAGUAAAAGAAAAAUAGAGGAACAAGUUAAUACUUCGCUAUGAAAGGAGAAAAUAUUGCUGCCAUUUACAUCAUCCGCGUCGUAAUUCACAUUUGUAUGUCUAAAUAAUUAUCCGUCAGAUAUUCUAGAACUAAGAAACGUCGUUGUUGCAUACUUAAUUGCCAUUCCGAUUUUCUAUAGCCCACGUAACAAAUCGAAAGCCAUAUAAUAAGUUACAAUUAAUUUGCUGAUCUCUCAUAAUAUCAUGUGCAACAUCUUUUCCAUAAUAAACAGUAUAUAUGCAAUCCCCAUAUAAUUGAUACUAUCUUUGGUAAGAUGCGAUUUGAAGAAUUGUUUCAACUGCAACAAGAAGUUUCUUAGUGUUCAAUAUUGCGCUAUGACUGAUCGCUAAGUAAUUUUAUCAUGUAGUUACAUACCUUUGUAUCGACCUUAUACCUCUUACAUGUAUUUCACUUAUAAAAUCUUUUUAUCAAAGAUGUA